Messenger RNA from Carya illinoinensis, 584 nucleotides. RefSeq lists its product as uncharacterized. The record is from RefSeq and is a predicted model, not a curated record. The coding region runs from base 129 to 584 and encodes 151 amino acids. NCBI's taxonomy places the organism in Eukaryota, Viridiplantae, Streptophyta, Magnoliopsida, Fagales, Juglandaceae. The transcript has 3 exons.
UUUCUGCUGGCUGGAGCAUAAAGUUGGGAAAGAAAAUUCUGCAAACUUGUACUGCUCCAUUAAUUCUACUUGCAUAUCUGAGGAGGAUCAUCACCAUUCUGUCCAGCCUCCGAACUUGUGCCUCCGUAAUGAGUCACACGCAAAGAGGGAGAGGAGUGUUGCAGCCCAUUGGACGAAACCCACAUCCAGAACCAGUAGGUUGGACUUUGAGAGACGAUCCUAAAGUGGACUCUGAUGAUUCCAUUCAACCCCCAGAUGAGUUACAUCCAUCAUUUUUGCAUCCCUCUACUACUCCUGCAGGGGUGAAUACAGCAGUGAAUACAACAGGCAAUGAAGCAAACACUAGUAAACGUGGAAAAGGUGUAGCCAAAGGUACAGAGUUUGAUCGGAUGCGGAAAUAUGGCAAGAUACCACUUGAAAUCAAAGAUGGGAAGAUAGGUCCAUCAUGUAACAAUAGGACAGUAUACACAACUCGAGUGACAUGGACCAUUAAGCACUAUGCAGAAAUGAGACAUGUUAGCUGGAGUGUUGUCGAUGCGAAGGAGAAAGAGGAGCUGUCUGAACGUGUUCAAGUAUGGCUCUGA